AUGCUCGCCUACUCCGCCUACAAAGGCUACAAAAACCACAAAGACAAGAAAUCCUCCGAGCGGCUCGCCGCCGCGGCCGCGGACGAGUCCCAGGGAGUCAGCCCUCCCCCUCAGCAGCAGCAGUACCUUGCACCGCCCCAAGAACAACAACAACAACAACAACAACAUCAUCAUCAACAACAACACUAUGCGCCCUCUCAGCAGCAGCAGCAGCAGCAGCAGUAUAGCGCUCCAAUCUAUGCGCCUCGUGCUCCGUCACCGAGUGAAGGGAAGCUUUCCAAUGCGCAGCCGAGUCUGGAAGCCCGAUGGCAGAACCUGGAGGCAAGGGUGAGCGCGUUGGAGGCUCGGGAGGCGGCGCGGUCGUGA
Molecule: messenger RNA, 366 nt
Organism: Letharia columbiana
Lineage: Eukaryota; Fungi; Ascomycota; Lecanoromycetes; Lecanorales; Parmeliaceae
Exons: 2
Coding region: 1-366 (121 amino acids)
Source: RefSeq, a predicted model, not a curated record